AUGUCGAACGACAUCACCGACAAGGCAGCGUCGCAGCCGCAUGACAACAUCCACGUCGAGAAGGGCCCUUCCCGCACCCACCAGCUCAACGAUGUCUCCCUUGACGACAAGGGCCUCAACUCCGAGGCUCACGAAGGUACCAACAUCGAGCACAGCUUCGGUGUCUGGCAGGGUUUGAAGACGUACAAGCGUGCCGCUUUCUGGUCCAUCCUCAUCUCGACCACCGUCAUCAUGGAAGGUUAUGAUGUGACCCUCAUUGGUUCCUUCUACGGAUACCCUGCAUUCCGUGAGAAGUACGGCGAAUAUCUCGAUGAAGAGAACGGCUAUCAGAUCUCGUCCUCGUGGCAACAAAAGUUCAAUUCCAUCGGCGCCGUCGCCAACAUUGUCGGGGCUCUUUUGAACGGAUACUUCACACCCAAGUACGGUCACCGCAUGGUCCUCAUCGUGUCCCUCAUCUGGCUGGCCGCCUUUGUCUUCGUCGUCUUCUUUGCACACAACAUCGAGAUGCAAUUAGCUGGACAGGUCCUCUGCAACGUUCCCUGGGGCGUUUUUGCCACGACCGGCCCUGCCUACGCCGCCGAGGUGACGCCUCUGGCCAUCCGCGGCUACCUGACGUCGUACGUGAACCUCUGCUGGUGCAUUGGCCAGUUCAUCUCGGCCGGUGUUCUCAAGGGUCUCGUCGAGGUUGAGGGUCAGUGGAGCUACAAGAUCCCGUUUGCCAUUCAGUGGGUGUGGCCCGUCCCCCUCAUCAUCGCGGCGUACAUGGCCCCCGAGUCCCCGUGGCACCACGUCCGCAACGGCAACCUAGACGCCGCCAAGAAGUCGCUUGCCCGCCUUUCGGAGCCCGAGCACAACGUCGACCUGGACGCCACGGUUGCCAUGAUGGUGCACACGAACAAGCUCGAGAUCGAGGAGCAGGCGGGCGCCACCAUGUUCGACUGCUUCAAGGGCACCAACCUCCGCCGUACCGAGAUCGCCUGCAUGGCCUUCAUGUCCCAGAUCACCAACGGAGGCGCCCUCUGCUACUCGGGCUCCUUCUUCUUCCAGCAAACCGGUCUCGACGCCCCCACCUCGUACGCCAUCGGCUUGGGAGGCACCGCCAUCGCCUUCGUCGGCACCUGCAUCUCCUGGCUCUACAUCUACAAGUUUGGUCGCCGGACCAUCUGGAUGGUCGGCUUUACCCUGCUCGUUGCUUGCCUGUGGAUCAUCGGAUUCCUCGCACUUGCCCCAAAGCAAGAAGGCGCCAUCAUCUGGGGCCAGUCGAUCCUGUGUAUCGUCUGGCUCGGCUUCUACUCCAUGUCUGUCGGCCCCAUUGUGUACACCAUUAUCUCUGAAAUCGGUUCGACCCGUCUCCGAAUUCAGACCGUCGUCCUGGCUCGCAGCACCUACUACGUCGGCAACAUCAUCUGCGGUGGUAUCCUCCAGCCUAAGAUGCUGGCCCCCGGUGAUUGGAAUUGGAAGGGAAAGACUGCAUUCUUUUGGGCCAUCCUCGCCACGCUUACCUGGGUCUGGGGUUACUUCCGCUUGUUCGAGACAAAGGGCCGCACCUUUGGCGAGAUGGACGUUAUGUUCCAGAAGCGCGUCUCGGCUCGCAAGUCGGCCAAGUACGACCUCACUGCCGACGAGAUGUUCCUUGCCGAUCAAGUCCAGCCCCUCAGCAGGAACGCGACGGAGAAGAUCUAA
Colletotrichum destructivum is the source of this 1683-nucleotide messenger RNA. Its product is annotated as Putative major facilitator, sugar transporter, major facilitator superfamily. Gene Ontology annotation, molecular function: carbohydrate:proton symporter activity. The transcript is spliced from 3 exons. Bases 1 to 1683 code for a protein of 560 amino acids. NCBI's taxonomy places the organism in Eukaryota, Fungi, Ascomycota, Sordariomycetes, Glomerellales, Glomerellaceae. Gene Ontology annotation, cellular component: membrane. Gene Ontology annotation, biological process: transmembrane transport; carbohydrate transport. The record is from RefSeq and is a predicted model, not a curated record.